Messenger RNA from Porites evermanni, 627 nucleotides. The record is from the annotation of a GenBank genome assembly. NCBI's taxonomy places the organism in Eukaryota, Metazoa, Cnidaria, Anthozoa, Scleractinia, Poritidae.
AGAUGCUGCCCGGUGAAUUGUGUUGUCAGUUCGUGGUCUAGUUGGGGAUCUUGCAACGCGCGUUGCGAAAGUAAUGGUCAACAAACACGCAGCCGCAGGGUAACAACUGCGGCUUCUUGCAGAGGUACUCCCUGUCCAACACUGAUACAAACAAAGUCUUGCCGAGGGCCCUGUUGUCGAAGAGAUUGUCAGGUACAGUUUAAUAUAGUUCGCAGGUGAUAAAUUAGUUCAUUUAAGUUCAUUCUAAGUCAUCCAAUGUUAAAUAUAAACUUGCGCUGAAUUACCCCCAAUUCAGCACAAAAACAUCCACUGCCCAAAAACCUCGUCAAGGAAGUUGAACUCUGUAACGCACGUUACGGGACCCAGAAAUAGUGUCUCCUUCCCUGAGAAGAGGUGUCCCAAAGGAGUGGUUCAACUGUAUUGCUUUUAUAUAUAUAUAUCUUUUUCAUUCAGGUUAGCAGUUGGUCAUCUUGGGGGUCAUGUUCUGCACCUCCAGGCAGAUGCAGCACGAACAGUGGUACAAAAAAAAGAACAAGAAGGGUGACUUUAUCUCCCAGCUGUGGAGGAUCAUCGUGCCCUACAUUAACCGACACAUCUCAAUGUACACCUGUUCCCAUCCCUUGCAAG